AUUUGGUCGAACGGACGAGGUCGAGUGACGCGACGACCAACGCUAUCAGCUCUACUUCUUGGACUGCACGACACGCCAUCGCCACUUCUUCACGCGCCACGGGAGCGCCGUCAGAAGCAUAGACGCCAUGGCUUCGGCACCUAGCGGCAAUGCCCUGCUGCUCAAGCGGCAGUUGAACGAGCUUCGAAAGCACCCAGUCGAUGGCUUCAGCGCCGGCUUAAAGGAUGAGAGCAACCUGUACGAGUGGGAGAUCAUGAUCAUCGGGCCAAACGACACCCUCUACGAAGGCGGCUUCCUCCGAGCCGAGCUCAUCUUUCCACCGGAGUACCCCUUGCUCCCGCCCAAGAUGAAAUUCCUUACCAAGAUGUGGCACCCCAACAUCUAUGACGACGGCGGUGUCUGUAUUUCGAUCCUCCAUGCGCCUGGCACAGACGAGUGGGGCUACGAAGACGCGGGCGAGAGGUGGAUGCCUGUGCACACCGUCGAGUCGAUUCUCCUCUCCGUCAUCAGCCUUCUCUCCUCGGACACGCCAAACUGCGACUCGCCAGCCAACGUCGACGCGGCCAAGCAGGUCAGAGAGGACAUCAAGGCUUAUCGGAAGAAGGUUCGACAGCUGGUGCGGCAGUCGGCAGAAGAGGCCUACGAUUGAAGUGGCCUACCAUGCGAUGCAGGUACACACGCUUCGUUGCACCGACCAGACA
This is a messenger RNA of Acaromyces ingoldii, 701 nucleotides long. Its product is annotated as putative ubiquitin-conjugating enzyme E2. The record is from RefSeq and is a predicted model, not a curated record. Gene Ontology annotation, molecular function: ubiquitin conjugating enzyme activity. The coding region runs from base 128 to 649 and encodes 173 amino acids. Gene Ontology annotation, biological process: proteasome-mediated ubiquitin-dependent protein catabolic process; protein polyubiquitination. The transcript has 8 exons. Lineage: Eukaryota; Fungi; Basidiomycota; Exobasidiomycetes; Exobasidiales; Cryptobasidiaceae.